This is a messenger RNA of Ziziphus jujuba (common jujube), 1131 nucleotides long. Its product is annotated as PI-PLC X domain-containing protein At5g67130. Lineage: Eukaryota; Viridiplantae; Streptophyta; Magnoliopsida; Rosales; Rhamnaceae. The transcript has 8 exons. Bases 1 to 1131 code for a protein of 376 amino acids. Gene Ontology annotation, molecular function: phosphoric diester hydrolase activity. Gene Ontology annotation, biological process: lipid metabolic process. The record is from RefSeq and is a predicted model, not a curated record.
AUGGCAAUGGUUCUUUUUCAAAAAGCUCCAUUGUCAUUUUUCAUAGUUUCAUUUUUCCUUGUUAGUGUUAAAACUACUACUACUACUACUACUACAUCGGCUUGCUCUGAUGGACAAUGCAAGCUAGGAGAGACAUGCUCUUCUGAUGGAGAUUGUGCAGCUGGGCUAUACUGUUUUUCUUGUGGUGUGGAAUUUCAGGGUUCAAGAUGUGCAAGAUCAACCAUCACUGACCAAUUCAAGCUUCUGAACAAUUCUUUGCCUUUCAACAAAUAUGCAUUUUUGACCACCCAUAAUUCUUUUGCCAUUAGUGGAGAACCCUCUCAUACAGGAGUUCCUCGAAUUACUUUUCCAUGUCAAGAUGACAACAUAACACAACAACUAAAUAAUGGUGUUCGCGCCUUAAUGUUGGACACAUAUGACUUCAAAGGAGACAUAUGGCUGUGCCAUUCAUUUAAAGGAAAAUGCCAUGACUACACAGCAUAUGAACCAGCUAUAGGUACUUUGAAGGAAGUAGGGGCUUUCUUAUCAGCAAAUCCAUCAGAAAUUGUGACACUAAUUUUAGAAGACUAUGUGGAAACCCCAAAUGGAUUAACAAAAGUUUUCAAUGAUUCUGGUUUGAUGAAAUACUGGUUUCCUGUUUCAAAUAUGCCUCAAAACGGUCAGGAUUGGCCGUUAGUCAAAGACAUGGUUGCUAAUAAUCAUAGGCUUAUUGUCUUCACUUCAAAGAGACAGAAACAAGAAAGUGAAGGCAUAGCUUAUCAAUGGAACUACAUGGUUGAGAAUCAAUAUGGAAAUGAUGGAAUGCAUUCGGGGAGCUGUUUUAACCGUGGGGAGUCAGCAUCACUCAAUGACAAAACUAAAUCUUUGGUUCUGGUAAACUACUUUAGGAGUGUUCCAAUCAAGCAAAUGUCAUGUAUGGAUAAUUCACAAGACCUCAUUGACAUGCUUGAUACAUGUUAUAAUGCUUCUGGUAAUCGAUGGUCGAACUUUGUUGCUGUCGAUUACUACAAGAGAAGUGAUGGAGGAGGAGCAUUUCAAGCUGUAGACAGAUUGAAUGGGAAGCUGUUGUGUAACUGUGGUGAUUUACGUGCCUGUGUGCCCGGAUCAACAUCACAAAUAUGCACUCCUUAG